This is a messenger RNA of Fundulus heteroclitus (mummichog), 6033 nucleotides long. It is a transcript of the gene slc38a10, whose product is annotated as solute carrier family 38 member 10. The transcript is spliced from 12 exons. Bases 2484 to 5282 code for a protein of 932 amino acids. The record is from RefSeq and is a predicted model, not a curated record. Gene Ontology annotation, molecular function: amino acid transmembrane transporter activity. Gene Ontology annotation, biological process: amino acid transmembrane transport. Lineage: Eukaryota; Metazoa; Chordata; Actinopteri; Cyprinodontiformes; Fundulidae.
GGUGUUUGUCGACUCUUUAGGUCCAGUACUUCUCAAAUGUUUGAUUUGUCUCUUCAUCUAUUACUCCCACUGUUAGAAGCCAGUAUUUUUGAAGUGGCUACACUUGUGCCAGGGCAAAGGUGGUUGAAUAACCUGCUGCACAGUAAAAAAUGCCAUUCCUUUAACAUUGAGGAAUGUCUCCAGCGUAUCUCCUCAGUUUCAUCACAGAGGACAUCAGGGUUCGAGUGAGGACGGUUGAGUGACCAGUAGAUGCUUACUGUUUUAUUUAAUGUUGGCUGAAAGAUUUAUUGGCUUUGCACAUUACAAAAGUGUCAAGAAAUGGCAUCCUGGUAAGGCUCGAGCUAAUAAAAAUCAGAGUGUGUGAAAGUGAGACGAGCUAAGAAAGAACAAGAGUGGGAGAAAGUUAUGACUUCUCGCUCCCUCUCUUAUUUCUGCUCCGUGGCUCUUCUUUUGUGCUGGAGAAAGAAGGUGAGGGGAGAGAGAGAGAAAAAAAGGAGUCUGCCAGGAAAGUUUAUAAUGCUCUAAAACCUGUCAGGCACUGGCUGUUAUUUAUAAAGCCUGUAAAUUUACUGGUUAAUGUGUCAAUGGUCCUUUCCACACACCCGCCCCCUCUUAUAGCACAGAGCAGGAAAUUAUGGAGAGAGAGAGGGUCAGUUUAAGAUUGUACCUCAACCAGCCUUGACUACUGUCACCUACUCUGUCUCACACACACACAUUGCGUCACACUUCAAUCCUGUGUCUGUCAUUUACUCACAUUUUGCAUGAACUGACACACUCCUGUUGUAAUUGCUCUUUAGAUCUUGACUUGGUAAUCCACAGGUGCAUGAGCUUUGAGGUGCUAUUUUAGAUCUCUGUAAUCUACACGGGGAGCCUCCCUUAAGAUCUAACUUAUCCGUCUAUGAGAGCAUACUUGUGCGAUUCUAUAGUCAAGGCUCUUGUAAUCUAAUCCCAAUCUGAGACAUUAACGUUUUAGUGCGAGAUACUACUUAUAGAAAUGUCAGAUUUUCUAAUGCUACCGUACACCGAUACGGAGCCCUAAAAGUGCCAGCUAGCAAAAAAGAGAUUUAUGGUAUAAAUUACCGCCAGUAAAGCACAUGGUAGUGAAACUGAUGGGGAAAAUCCCUUGAAAUUAUAUAAGAGCAUGUUUUUAAUUUAAUGUAGUAGUAUUAACAUUUUGGUGACCUUACCAAUAGAUUUUUUUAAGUAUUUGCUGUCAAAUAGAACUGAUAAAUCAGCUGGUGCCAGGAAUUGGAUGGUUUCAAGCUUCACUUGUUGGUUGGAGUUUCCUGAUCACCAAACACACUGUACAUAGGCACGACCAAGACGCUGAAAUGAAGGAAAAGAAAUGAGGAAAAAAUGGUUAAUCAUAACUGAUAUUGUCAUUGCAGUAUGGAGCAAUAGUACUGUAAUCAUAAAAGUAAAGUCAGAGGAAACACAGAGAGAUUUAAUCAAGAGUUGUAGGCUAGUCACUGUGACAUGUUGAGACACGUCUGCAGACAAAGGAAGACGUUUUUACUGCUGUUUAUACAGUAAAGAAAUCCGAAUUGGCUAAAAUCAGUAUUAACGGGCCUGAGCUUUACAAAAAUAGCAGAUGGAGGGAAAAAAAAGCUACACCUCCCAAAUAAUGGUUUAUUACCCCCUUAUUUAGGACAUUUAGUGGAUGACAAAUGUUAAUACCAUAGUCUCAAUGGAGAGGAUUUCAGGGCCUUUCCUGCUUUUCUGACAAAUCUUUUUUAGCUUAAAAUCGUAGCAAGGGAAGUUGCCCUAUAUGGUUCCUUGUCCAUGUGUACUUGUAAAUCAUGCAACAACUUUCUAAUAAAAAACACAUUAUUUUAGAGAUUUUGAAGGGGAAAACAUCUUGUUUGGUCAUUUAGAUGCACAUUAAAUGUUUAAGAUUUUUAUCAGCUUUUUUUCUACAGCUGGCACUCGCUGGGUUUCAUACAUUUUGUGAAACGUUCUGUAGAAACAUUAGACAUAACUGCAAAGUUAUUAUCCCCCAUGACAUUAAGAGGAAAAGGAAAAAAAGUGUGCAAAAUCAGGUAAACCACAUGUAACUACAAGCACCUCAGCGUAGCAGCUGGCGAAAGCUUAAUUUCAAACAUGUUUAUGUUGUAUCUGCAUUAGUCACGUUUUAGUGGGAUAAACAAAAGGAACAAGAUCAGAUGAGUCCACUUCUGACAAGGAGAGGAGAAAAGAGAUGCAUCCUUUGAUUACUGAGAAGCCCUAAUGGGCCCUUAUAUGGCUGCUCAUUAAAAAAGUUUACAGGGCCGAUCCCAGUAUUAAAUCCGGUAUAAGUGGCUGUGAAGAUUGUCAGGUUGUCAGCUGUCAGGGCAGGAAAAUAAACAAAGACAAUUUACUGAACAUCUGUGGGUCUACACUCCCUGACCUAAGUAGAAACAGGACGCUGGGGUUCCUCCUGCCAGGGGAGGAUUUAGGUGUGUGAUGACGCACGCAGGCAGGCAGCAUGUAGCAGCAGCUCCAGCAUGGUGCAGUGUGGAGCGGCAUGCCCAGCUUGUUGUUUUGGCCUGCUUGUCCCUCACAGGCAGGUGCUGCCAACGUACGAUAGCCUGGACGAGCCGUCCGUCAAACGCAUGAGCACCAUCUUCACCUCCGCCCUCAACGUGGUCACCGUCUUCUACAUCACUGUGGGCUUCUUCGGUUACGUCAGCUUCACGGAGAACAUCGCUGGCAAUGUGCUGAUGAACUUUCCGUCCAACCUGGUGACAGAGAUGAUCCGUGUGGGCUUCAUGAUGUCUGUGGCCGUGGGGUUUCCCAUGAUGAUCCUGCCCUGCCGCCAGGCCAUCAACACCAUGCUUUUUGAGCAGCAGCAGAAAGAUGGGACGUUUGCUGCCGGAGGUUACAUGCCCCCUCUGCGCUUCAAGAUUAUCACCCUCUGCAUUGUUUUUGGCACCAUGCUGGGAGGCAUUCUCAUCCCUAAUGUGGAAACCAUCCUGGGUCUGACGGGCGCCACCAUGGGGAGCCUCAUAUGCUUCAUCUGUCCUGCUCUCAUCUACAGAAAGAUUCAGAAGAAUGGCUUCAUUUCUCAGCUGGUUCUGUGUGUCGGACUGGGAAUCCUCCUGGUCAGCACCAUCACCACGCUGUCGGUGACGAGCAGCAGCCCCGGCUACAAAGUCCCAGCUCCUCCUCCCCCGGCACCCAACAAGAAUAUCCAGCCUCUGCCAAACCUCCCUGACCCGCACGAUGACUCUGCGGUCAAGAAACCGGUGGAAAUGGAGAAGCCAGAUCCUCCAGACGGAAAUGUGGAGCAACCUGGAGAGAGAGAUGCUGAGCCCCCCCAGAUCAAAGGACCAGCUGAGAGGAAGGAGGUGGAAGAGGUGCAGCUGGACCGCCCUGACGCCGCCGCGCCAGAGGGGGAAGCCCAUCGUCACGAGCCGCCCAUCCCUGAAGACGAAGUGAGGGUAGACUUGAGGAAGAACGACGUAAAACCGGAAGAGGAAAAGAAGCAAGCUGACCCCCCCGAAGAAGGCGUCAAAGAGAAACCACAAAAGGACGAGUUGGGGCCCGCUCUGAAGGCAGAUGACGGGAAAGACGAAAACGCUGAAGAGAAACAUGCAGAUGCUGCUGGGGGCAAGGACGGAAAAGUGGGAGGCCACGUUGUGUCCAAUGAGGUGCUGGAGAAGCCUGCUGGACAGCUAGAAAAACGGGACUCAGCUCCUCUGAAGGAGGUGGAAAAACCUGUCAAAGAUGCUCUGAAUGGAAAUGCAGCUAUGGCAGCCAAUCAGGCAGCAGCAGCACAAGAUAAAGGAGCUGCCAACCAAGCAAAUGCAGCAGAAAAGGCUGCAGUUCCUGAAGAAAAGCACCAUCCUCCUGCAGACGGUGCCGCAGACGGCCAUGCUGCCGCAGACGGAGCUGCAGCUGCAGACAGCCUCGCGGCUGCAGACAGCAAAAAUACAGCAGACGAGAAGAUGGAGGUGAUAAAAAAGCUGGUUGCAGAGGGCCAGCUGGACCACGCGGUGCUGCUGCAGGUGAUCAAGGAGCAGCAGGAGCAACAAAAGAGACUUCUUGACCAGCAGGAGAAACUACUGGCUGUCAUAGAGGAGCAGCACAAGGAAAUCCACCAGAAACAGCCCGGCGGAGCUCCAGAUGUUGAGGCAGAGAAAGGUACCCAGGAAGAAGGAGCGGCGAAAGCUAAAGAUGCCGGCGUGGCGUCAGACCUGAAGGCAGCGGGAGAUGGAGAGGAGGCUGCCAGGGGGGACCGGAAGCCUGAUCCUGCUGGGGAUGCAGGAGCUGAGGUGGAGGUUGCUAAAAGGGCUGCGGUGGCGGCUUACAAGGAAGAUGGUAAAGUUGCACCAGGGGGAGAGUCUCAGCAGCAGAGGGAGCUGGGAGCCAGGGGAGUUUGGCUAGGAAAGGGCGAGUCUCAAAAUGAUCAGGCCUCUCAGGUUAGAGAUGAAGAAAAACGCGUCGAUAAAGAAAAGGAAGCAAUGGAGAAUCCUAAAAAAGAAGCACCGGAGAAGGACAAGCUGGACAGAGAUGUAAAUCAAAAGAAGCUUAGUGAAAAUGAGCUGGAGAAGGAAAGACUUCAGAGAGAGACGAUGGAGAAGGAAGUACAUGUGCGACUGGCGAAAGAACUGGAAAAGGAGAGGCAAGCGAAGCUAGCCGCCCAGCAGCAGUUGGAGAAGGAGAGAGCCGAAAAGGAGAGGAUAGAAAAAGAAGUCCAGGCACGAGUGGAGAAGGAACGACUGGAGCGGGAGAGAAAAGAGAAGCUCCUCAGAGAGCAAGAGCUUGAGAGAGCAGGCCUAAGCAAGAAGCGUCAGGAGGUAGACGAUGAAAUAAACGAGAGGGCAAAGAAAGAGCAGGAGGCGAAGGAGACCCGGGAGAGGCUGGCCCAGCUGCAGCGCGCCAUGGAAGCCAAAAACGCCGAGAAAAAGGCACGGGAGGCCGGGGGAGAAGACGGUGAAGCUUUGAAAAAAGGAGGAAGAGACCUCAAAGAAAAGGCUUCUGUUGAGGCGGACCCCAGAGAAGGCGUGGGGGAUGAGGCUGUCAGAGCCGAGACACGCCUCCAGGGCUCCCCCGAGAAGCUAAGGGAGCAGGGAGAGACGGAUCUGAAGCGCAGGAAGAGGGCCCUGGGACCCGGAGGAGCCGGAGGAGCCGCAGGGCCCUUGGAGGACUCUAGAGGAGCCAGAGGGGUCCCCGGACUGGAGCCCCUCCUGGAGUUGGGGGGUUCAGACCUGCAUGCUGCCCUGGAGCAGCAGCUGCUGGCUGCGGCAGUGGUCCACUCCAGGCAGAUUAAACAGGCCACAGAGGAGGAUGGAGCAAAAUAACCCGCUGUACAGCACAGACCCCACACCUGCACCUCCUAAUACACCACUGCCUUCCGUUCCUGCUUCAGAAACAUACCGUGUAUUCUAAAGUUGACCCAAAGUCUUCACUAGAGUAUGUAAAUAUUAACUUAUUUUUGCCUCUGAGAACAUCAUUUUGAAAAGGUCACUGUAAAUACAAAUAUAUCUAUGCAAUAUUCGACAUUCCUGACCAGGAAUAUCCUAUAUUAAUGUCCGAUGUGUUCAUGCUUUAGUCUUUUUGUUCACUUUGUGGGUUUCUCAUGUGUAAAUGCUGUAAACCCCUCAGUAAUCAGGAGUGAGUGAGUCUGUGUUGUCAGUCCCUGUUUUAUAUCUGCAGUUAGGUGGGGGGCUACGUUUACCUUCACCUGAGUCGUGUAUAUAUAAUGUAGCCUGAUAAAAUGGACUAUAGGUGGGCUUUUUUCAAAUCUGGACAGUCUAAUUAUUCAUAGACUUAUCCUUGCAGAUUUAUUGGUGCCUUUUCUUCUGUAGCCUGCAGUACAGACUAAAUGUGUGAUUUUUCUUUUUUUUUUCCCCACACUGUGUUCUCUUUUUUUCCCCUGGACAUUCAUUUUUCUACACAAUAAUAAGAGGGUGGUAAGAUUUACAUUUUAUGGUCUCGCCUGUGAGGAUCAUAUCAUUUCAACCUCUUAGACAUUUUUACAAGCAUAUUUUUCUAUGUGCAGUUUUCCUGCCCAAUUUGCUGAUAAAAAUCAAUAAACGACAUUUGACAACA